UCGGGGUCUAAGCGUCCGCGAAGCCUCGUGGUGGUGGUAGUGAUAUUCUCUCUCUCUGCUCGUUACCUUCUUGUAAACAACUCUCAUUAUACAACAACAAACACACCGCUGUUAACCCCUCGCCGCCAAGAUGGGGAAGCUGAACGCGGCGAUGCUAAGAUACCUGUCCAGGGACGACUUUCGGGUUCUGAUUGCGGUUGAGAUGGGCAUGAAGAACCACGAGAUCGUGCCCAACUGCCUCAUCACCUCCAUUGCCAACCUCAAGCACGGCGGCACCAACAAGAUCCUGCGGGAGCUCGUCAAGCACCGCCUGCUCGCCUACGAACGCGCCAAAACUGUGCAGGGCUACCGGCUGACCUUCUCGGGCUACGACUACCUGUCGCUGAAAACGCUGGCGGCGCGGGACACCGUGGCCUCCAUCGGCAACCAGAUCGGAGUCGGCAAGGAAUCCGACAUUUACAUCGUGGCGAAUGAGGAGCAGAAGCAGAUGGCCAUGAAGCUGCACCGGCUGGGCCGCACGUCUUUCCGCAACCUCAAGAUCAAGCGAGACUACCACAAGCACCGGCAGCGCGUCUCCUGGCUCUACCUGUCCCGCCUCGCUGCCAUGAAGGAGUACGCCUACAUGAAGGCGUUGUACGAACGUGGUUUCCCCGUUCCCAAGCCCGUCGACUUUUCCCGACACGCGGUCAUCAUGGAACUGCUCAGCGGUUACCCUCUCUGCCAGAUCCGCGAGCUGGCCGACCCGGCGGCGCUCUACAGCGACCUCAUGGAUUUGAUCGUGCGGCUGGCGAACCACGGCCUCAUCCACGGCGACUUCAACGAGUUCAACCUGAUGCUGGACCAGCGGGACCGCGUCACCAUGAUCGACUUCCCGCAGAUGGUGUCCACCUCGCACGCCAAUGCCGAGUGGUACUUUGACCGUGACGUCAAGUGCAUCAGAGACUUCUUCGCGAAACGCUUCGCCUACGAAAGCGAGCUCUACCCGACCUUCAGAGAUGUAAAGCGCGAGAUCAACCUGGACAUUGAGAUCUCGGCGAGCGGCUACACCAAGGACCUGCAGGAGGACGAUGAGCUCCUUCACCCGGCCGGGCCCGAGGCAGACGACGACACAGCCUCGUCCGACUCGGAAACGGAGCCACCCAACGCCGAGUCGCGGAUUUCACCAGCGGAAGAAAAUCCGGAAGAUGAUCUCGACAUUUCAGACGACGAGAAGGGCCCGACGACACAGUUUGACCUCGACCACGGCCGCCACGAAGCUGACUUGGGCCGUGAAGUUGACCUAGAUGAAGACCACGAUGACAAACUGGCUGAACAGGUGGAUAGGCUGGCAGUAAAAGACGAACCUUCCGGGGAACUGUGCCAAGAGGUCGGUCGAGUGGGGCCGCCACAGGAAGGUGUCACACCCGGCUCUGAUUGCGGUGAGCUUUGCCGGGAGGUUCUGAGUAAGGAGGAGGAUUGUGCUGCAUUACCCGGAGAGAAGGCGGACGAGGAGGAAGAACGCGUGGAACAAGACCUUGUCAAACUUUCGGAGUUGAAUAAGGAGUUCAGGCCAUACAGAGAUGAGGAAAGCCUGCAGCACCUGAACGAGCAUCUCGCCUCCAGCCGUCGGCACCGGACAGACAGCGAGUGCUCUGGGACAUCCUUCCUUAGCAGCCACUCCACCAUCGCUCCUGACGUAAUCCGCAUGAAGGUGAAGCGCCAGCUGACGAAGCAGCAGAAGGCCGCCGCACGGCGCCGGUUGCAGAAAGGCGAGGCCAACGUCUACACGACAAUACGCCGCGAGAACAUGGACACCAUCCGCUCCUCCGUGGACUCCAACGACUUCUGGGGGUGACCUCUUCCCCCCCAACGGUGGCGGCCGGUGGCAAACACAGUUAGCCCCUUUGCGUGUUAUUGCGGAAGUCGUCGAGUGGCCAUGGGGGAACGUCUCGCUUUCCCAGCAUGCAGAGGUCGCAAACGGGUUUUGAUUCCUUACCCGUACCCAGCCGUACCAGGGUCGCAAACGGCUACCCGUACCCGGCCGGGUACGGGUAGCCGUUCCCUACCCGUACCCUAUCCGAAAUGAGUGACAAACGGUUACUCACCAGUGACUCACGGCCUACCCGUACCCGUACCCGGCCACACCAGGGUCGCAAACGGCUACCCGUACCCGGCUGGGUACGGGUAGCCGGGUAUCGGGUAGGGUACGGGUAUCGGGUACCCGGUUGCGACCUCUACCAGCUUGGUUCGUCCAAUGUGUUUCUUUUGCGGGUUGUUGCCCUUGCGCUGUUCGCCACGAUGUCCGAUGUUUUUCUCCAGGGAACCCAGAAAAUGGAGCAAAGCAACGUUGGACCACUUUACAUAGUAGUAUCCACGUUUUGGUUUUCACGCAGUUGAAAAAAUACGAAUGAUUUUACGAUAGCACAUGUAAAAUAACAACUCGGUAUGUUUAGAAAACAUUUUAAAUCUAUAUUUUUUCGAUGUAAAAGUGUAAAUUAUGUUUUGACUGUACUAUCGUCAUCAUCGCCCAUGAUCUAUCUACUGCUGGGUGAAGGCCGAGCCAAGUCGAUUACAUCUCUCACUUCUGCGAUGUAACAAUCCAUCAAGUGUCUCUGCACACGACCUGUUUCCAUUGCUCCAUAUCCUCUUGGAUGCCAUAUCCUCCAGCAAUAAAAUCACAAUAAAUUUAAAGUGUCCCGU
Molecule: messenger RNA, 2679 nt
Organism: Lethenteron reissneri (Far Eastern brook lamprey)
Lineage: Eukaryota; Metazoa; Chordata; Hyperoartia; Petromyzontiformes; Petromyzontidae
Gene: RIOK2
Product: RIO kinase 2
Biological process (GO): protein phosphorylation; maturation of SSU-rRNA
Cellular component (GO): cytosol; preribosome, small subunit precursor; nucleus
Molecular function (GO): protein serine/threonine kinase activity; ATP binding
Source: RefSeq, a predicted model, not a curated record